CACAACAUCCGCUUAAUCCGGAAGUGAUUUUUUUAAGCGUUCCAAGAAUUCCUUUUAUGUUCCUCAUUUUACAUGUUUACCAUCCACCGGUAUGGCGUUGAGUUACAAAGGCGCACGUCUUCCUCCUGCUUCUUUGCAGCUGCUUGUGCCUCCAGUGAGACUGAUGUCUGCCUUAGCGUGGCAGGUAGCUCAGGAGCACAGUGUGCUUCAGUAUGAUAAACUGCUGGACUUCAUCAACUUGGUCAUGGAGAUUGUUCCAGAGAUUCUGAAUCCCAUUCAGAAAGCUCAACUCAUCAUGGGUUUGAGAGCAAGGCUAGUUUUGGAGCUGUGUCACGUGGAUGGUGUCACCAACCUAAAGACCAUCCAGAACCACCUUGAUAAAAUCCACUCCUGCAGCUCUGAGCUGAGCUCCAUUGAUCAAAUGGAAAGCAGUGAAAUCCUAAGGAGUUCCUAUAGAAACUUUGCCACUCUGGUGCAGAAAAUCUUGAGUGUUCCAUUUGAAAAGGAGACAUUCUUUCAUGAGGUUUUUCCUAAAAAGUAUGGCUCUGCCUUCAACCAAGGGAUCCAGCAGCUCGUGUCUGUGUUCUUGGUCAGACUGGAGCAACUGCUGCCUGUACCAGAUCUUCACGAGACAUCAGCGUUGCUCACUGGUUCAUCUACACCAGAAGAGUUUUCGCGCAGUCUGUCUGAUCCUGUCGCGUUAAAGACCCUUCUGCUUCAUUACAGAGAGCGGGGGACUCUCAGCUCAACUCUGACCAGCAACGAGGAAGACAUCAUUCUGCACACGUUGGCUCACCCACCUGAAGAAAGACUCCCAGUAAAUCACAUUGAAGGUGAUGACGAUAAAUAUGACAGCGAUGCGAGGACGUUGGCUUUGGAGGACGUGGACGAAGACCUGGCUGAAAGCUUAGAGGACACCUCAGAAGACUGGGGUCCGAAAAGGGAGUCAGAUCUUGUAUCUCACUUGUACAUCUGUUCCGAGUGUUCGUUUACACAUUGUUGCAUAAAAAAGAUUCAAGAGCACAUCCAAAAGGAGCAUCAAAAAACAGGGAUCAAACCCAGAAGGAAAUCUUCAAAAACAGUGAGUUUGGGUGCAAAGAUAAAAAAGAAAGACAUAGAAAAGAGCUCAAAGAAAGAGAAGAAAGGCACAAUGAAAAAUAGCCCUGACAAGAAACUGAACUGUGAGCAGAAUCAAGACAAGCCGGGAAAUAGGAAAUCCCAAAGAAGAAAAGAACCUACAGGGGUUGAUAAAAGGUUUCUAAGCACACGGCCUGAGAACAAAAACUUUUCAGAAGAAGAGACCAGAUGUCAGACCUGUGAGAAGGUCUUUGAACACCCUAAUCAACUGAGGACCCAUAUGAGAAUCCACAGCUUCCGAUACCACUGCAGUCUGUGUGAGAAGGGCUUCACCAGCCAGUCGGGGUAUUAUCAUCACCAAAGACUCCACAAAAAAGGACGAAUAUUUAAAUGUGAUCUGUGCAACAAGGGAUUCCUGUGCAGCAAUUCCCUAAACCAGCACAAACGGCUCCACGACGGCCCCACCAAUUUGUGCAACGUAUGCGGAAAACACUUUAGCAAAAACGGUUUUGUGAGGCACAUGCAGAUGCAUAAAGGAGAGAGAAAUUACCUGUGCACCACCUGCGGGAAGUCGUUUUUCUCCUCGGGGGAGCUGCUCUUGCACAAUCGGUCUCACACAGGCGAGUUGCCCUAUACCUGCAUCCACUGUGGGAAAGGUUUCUCCUGCAAGGGUCACCUGACUGUGCACCUGCGCUCUCACACAGGGGAGCGGCCGUACGCCUGCUUGGAAUGUCCUAAACGGUUUCUGACUGUCAACUGUCUAAAGAGGCAUGCUCUCAGUCACACAGGAGUAAAACCUUUUAAAUGUACUAAGUGUGAGAAAGAAUUCUCUCAGCAAGGCAACCUAAAAAGGCAUCUGGCAACUCAUAAACCUGACAAGUAAUUAUUACUUUUUGAUGAAACAAACCAAUGUUGAAUUUGUGUGAAGAAUUUCCUUGUUUAAACUUUAUUCUUAUUAAAAAAAGGGAACCUUUUUGUAUAUUUCCA
Molecule: messenger RNA, 2064 nt
Organism: Oryzias latipes (Japanese medaka)
Lineage: Eukaryota; Metazoa; Chordata; Actinopteri; Beloniformes; Adrianichthyidae
Source: RefSeq, a predicted model, not a curated record